GCCGCAUCCGGAUCGGCGCCGGCAUGGAGCGGUUCGUGCAGGGGAACCGGGCGGCUCUGCAGGAGCGCAUCCAGCGUCACCAGGAGAUCCACGUGGUGAUGGGCAACGAGGCCUGCGACCUGGACUCCACCGUCUCAGCCCUGGCCCUGGCUUAUUUCCUGGCACAGACCUCCCCGGCUCCCAGAGCCGCCUUCAUCCCAGUGCUGAACAUCCCUCGCGCUGACCUCGCGCUGCGGACGGAGACGACGUUCCUGCUGCGGGAGCAGGGCAUCCCCACGGCCUCCCUCAUCUUCCGGGAUGAGAUCGACCUGGCGGGGCUGCACCGCGCCGGGCUGCUCUCCCUCACGCUGGUCGAUCACAACGUCCUGCCCAGCACCGACGCAGCCCUGGAGGAUGCCGUGGUGGAGGUCCUGGAUCACCGGCCGCUGGAACGGGCCCGAGGUCCCGGCUGCCCGGUGACAGUGGCGCUGGUGGGGUCCUGCGCCACGCUGGUGACUGAGCGCAUGGCCCAAGGUCCCCCGGGGGUGCUGGACCGAGCCACGGCCACGCUGCUGCACGCCACCAUCCUCCUGGACUCCAUCAACCUGAGCCCUGCCGCUGGCAAGGUGACACCCAGGGAUGUGGCGUGUGUCUCCCUGCUCGAGGAGAGGUUCCCCGACCUGCCAGCCCGGGACACCAUCUUCAGGACCCUGCAAGCCACCAAGUUUGAUGUCUCGGGGCUGACGACGGAGCAGAUGCUGCGGAAGGACCUCAAAGUCCUCUCUGGCGAUGAGCUGGUCCUCGCCAUCAGCGCCAUCUACGUGGACCUGGAAACCUUCCUGCACAGGCCUGGUUUGCUGCAGGACCUGGAUGCUUUCUGCCAGGCUCAGGGCUACACGGGGCUGGUGGCCAUGAUCGUCCCUUAUGAUGAGAGCAAUGUGCUCACCCGGCAGCUCGCGGUCUACAGCCAGCACGAGACCUUCCGCAGUGCUGUGUGCCGGGCGCUGGAGGAGGCCACGACACCGGCCCUGCACCUCCAGCCCGUCCCCAGCCCCUGGUCCUGUGUCACUGCCUACAACCAAGGCAACGCUUUGGCAUCGAGGAAGAAGGUGCUGCCCAUCCUCAGGGCAGCGCUGGCGGGGCCCGAUGCUGCCCUGGGGGGGCCGGAGGAGGAGGUGGUGCCACCCCCCACCCCCAUGAACAGCCUGGUGGAGGAAUGUCCCCUGGCACAGGCUGUGCCCCCCCUCUGUCCCCAGGAUGUCCUGGAGCGCAUCAGCCGCAUCGCCGCGGGGCAGCCCCCAGGCUCCCCAAAGUAACAGCAUCAGCACCCCGUGGAUGUGGGGGUCCACACAAUGAGGACCCCCUUGGAUGUCAUGGAUGUGACACCUAUGUCGGGAUGAACAUGGCUGCAGAACUUCGAGCAGCACCAGGGCUGGUCUUCCAACCAGGCUGAACUCUAGCAUGAGCUGGACACCAGCAGGAGAAACAAGCCAAGUGGCAGCAAUGAGCAGUUCCUAGGAUGACCCACACCUGAUCCAAGAGCACCUUCUGUGUUUAGUCACAAGCAUCCCUGGUCCAAGCAGCUCUCCAGAGCUGAGCCUACAUCAGACAUCUCCAACAACCCACACAGGAACUUCCCUCUGAAGAGUCCCGGUUGAGGAACACCCUUCCUCCAACCUUCAGCACUUCUCCACCACAACUAACCCCUGGAAUAGCCUGGAAAAGGCCCUGCUGAAACCCAGUCACCUCCCAGUCACUGCACUCACCUCACCACAGCUCCCCUCUCUCCUUUCUCCCUACUGAUAGCAAUGAGAUCACACGAGAUUCCAUACUAACAACCUGGAACAUCCAUGAAAGAGGAAGAAGAGCCAGUUUGGUACCCAGGAAGAGGAACCCCCAUGGGGAGGUGUUUGUCAGUAAACCUGCAUCUUCUAAGUAAAACCAUGCAAAAAUAA
Pezoporus flaviventris is the source of this 1934-nucleotide messenger RNA. It is a transcript of the gene PRUNE1, whose product is annotated as prune exopolyphosphatase 1. The transcript is spliced from 9 exons. The record is from RefSeq and is a predicted model, not a curated record. Gene Ontology annotation, cellular component: cytoplasm. Gene Ontology annotation, molecular function: exopolyphosphatase activity. Lineage: Eukaryota; Metazoa; Chordata; Aves; Psittaciformes; Psittacidae. Bases 24 to 1295 code for a protein of 423 amino acids.